This is a messenger RNA of Closterium sp. NIES-67, 3273 nucleotides long. The record is from the annotation of a GenBank genome assembly. NCBI's taxonomy places the organism in Eukaryota, Viridiplantae, Streptophyta, Zygnematophyceae, Desmidiales, Closteriaceae.
CGAAAGACGCAAUGGAACACACUAGUUCCUUGGCUCAUCAGCAUUCGGUUUUGCUUCCGCAAUUUGCCGGAGACAGGUUUUAGACUCUCGCGUAGAUAGCCUUGUACAAGACAAUCGGCUCGAAAGUGUUACUCUUAGAUAGAGUACGCCUGCUUACUGUUUAGUGACUAUUCUCCGGCGGUGCGCUAAGAGUUACUAUCGAAAGGCAUGGAGCUCUCGCAUGCGUUGGAAGAGGCUGGGAUUCUCGACGGCCUAUUGGAGGCUGCAACGUCGGCGAAGCCACACGUCAGAAACCAGGCGCUUCGUGCUCUGAGCCGCUUCUCGCACUCGGAAUACACCCUAAAGUCUCUGUUGGUAAACAAGGGCAUUCUCCCCCUGCUCACCCGCACUCUCUCCCACUUGCCGCCAGUGCCACCCAUUUCUGCUGUUUCUAAUGCGGGUGCUCGUGCCAGUGCUGCUAUACCUGGUCCUGUUGCUUCUGCUGUUGCUGCUGCCGUUGCUGCUCAUGCUGAUGCUGAUGCUGAUGCUGAUGCUGAUGCUGAUGGUGCCAGUGCCGCUAUAGCUUGUCGUGUUUCUUCUUCUGUUGCUGCUACUGUUGCUGCUGGUGGUGAUGGUGAUGGUGAUGGUGCCAGUGCUGCUAUAGCUGGUCCUGUUGCUUCUUCUGUUGCUGCCACCGUUGCUGCUGGCGCAGCUGGGGUUGAGGAGGCUGAGGGGCCAGAGACGGAGGGGCAGUAUGGGGUGCAGGAGCAGCAGCAGCAACCGCAGCAGGAGCAGCAAGAACAGCAGCAGCCGCAGCCACAGCUUGGAGCGAGUGAAAGCGAUUGUAACUGUAUGGCGUGCAGGCAGCAGUCGCUGGAUGCCACUGUGGCGAGCUGCCUAUGGGGGCUGGCCUGCGCCCACCCAGGGAACAAACGCAAGCUUGGGGAAGAAGGUGCUCUGGAGCUGCUGGCUCGAAUCUUGCACCACCAUUUGGAGCACCACUCGGAUCAUCAUUUGGAGCACAGCCCCUGCUGCAACCAUCGCGCACCUCGGCAUGAGCUGAAGAAAAAAAGAACGAGAGCUGCGAGGCACGACAACGCCGGGAGAGACUUGACGUUUGAAGACGAUGUGCUGGCGCUGAAGCACUGCUGCCUUGCUGUGUGGAGCAUCUGCUACUCUGUGGACUCUAACUGCCUUCGCGCCGAAUCAGCAGGUCUGCUGCCUCUGCUGCUCGCCCUGCUUCGCCACCGUCGGCCCUCAGUGCAGUACGCAGCAGCCGGGGCUCUGUGGCACAUUUCAGCCAAUCAGAGCCUGGGACCCACCCUGAUCGUGCACUACAGGUGUCUACCUCCCCUUAUGGGCCUCCUUAUGGACUCUCUGCACCAGUCAACGCCAGUCAACUGCGGUCUGUGCCAGUCAACGCAAGUCAGCUGCAGCCUGUGCCAGUCAACGCAAGUCAACUGCAAUCUGGCUCAGUCAACGCCAGUCAACAGUCAUCCCUGCAAGGACAGGAUCGGGGAAGGGUCAGGAGCAAGGAGAGGGCAAGAGGGGGGGGCAUCCUUUUCUUCACCAGGGGCGGGAAGAGGGCAGGGGACAGUGGGGGGAGAGGGUGAGGGAGUAGAGGUGGGCGGGGGAGAGGCAGAAAGAAUGGACAGUGAGAGGGCGUAUGACAGGAGGGAAGGUGAGGAGGAAGGGGAGGAGGAAGGGGAGGAGGAAGGGGAGGAGGAAGAGGAGGAGGAAGAGGAGAAAGGUGAAGAGGAGGCAGAGGAGGAAGAGGAGGAGGAAGAGGUGGAGGAAGAGGAGGAGGAAGAGGAGGAAGAGGAGGAGGAAGAGGAGGAGGAAGAGGAGGAGGAAAAGGAGGAGGAGGAAGAGGAGGAGGAAGAGGAAGAGAAGGAGAAACUGGAGGAGGCUCGGUUGUACGCAUGCCUAACUCUAGCCAACCUCUCUCUCUUGCUGGACAGUCAAUGCGGGCAAGAGGAUAACAACGCUAUCGAUUAUUCCAAGUCAAAGCCCAUGAUUCCCCACACCAUAUACCCCUCUCCCAUAAACCCCUCUUCCAUUGACCCAGCUCCCAUAAACCCUCCCACAACUCCCUCUCCUAUACUGCACGCAGCACGUCUCCUCCUCCUCUCCUCUCCCGCACUCCCCUCCAUCUCCUCUUUCCUCCUCUCCUCCGACCCCUCCUCCCUCCCACUCCACCUCAUCUGGACCACUGUCUCCCCGAUCGUACGGCUCCUGCGCUGCCACGUGGUGCAGAUCCGUGCGCUGGGUGCGCUGCUGGCAGCAGCAGUGUGCAAGGGGAGGAGCGGGAGGGAGGAGCAUGGAGCAAUGUUCUUCCUGGAAGGAGCAGUGGGCAUUCUGGUGGAGAUGGCAAAGGUUGGGCCAGUGAAAAGUUCGAUGGGAGAGGUAACAGGUCCGGGGAAGGGGGAGGAGCAGAGGAAGGAGCAGAGGAAGGAGCAGAGGGGGAAGAACAUGGAAGAGCAGAGUGAGGAGGAGAGGGAGGAGGCAGAGCAGGAGGAGGAGGGUCAAGUGCAGGCUAAAGCAGCAGAGUUUGCUCGCCUUGCCUUGGGCUACCUCGGUGUGCCUCUGGCCGAUGUGGUGUCAUCCAUUGGCGAUUCCAAUGAGAGGACCACCACGGUACGCGAGUCCCCCGGCGCAGUGCCUUGUGGUGAUGCUGGGGGAGACAGCCAAGGUCAGUGUUCCAGCCGAAGCAGCCCUGUCCCGUCUGCCAUAGUGCCUUCGAUUACCAGCUGCUGUUUGCUGUGCUGUGAGGAGGCGGAGUGCCCUCCCAUUGCAGGGUGCGGUCAUGCUGUCGUCUGCUCCUCCUGCCUCCUCUGCCUCGUCUCUAGGAGACAACCCUGCCCCAUCUGCCGCACUGCAAUCAGUUUGUAGGCUUGGACUAUGGUGAGGUGCUGCUGGUACCAGGCAUGGCCCAUGUGCCGCAGUGCAAUCACCCUCUAGUUGCUGUUUGGUCUGCUGUGAAGAGGCCGAGUGUCAUCCCAUUGAAGGGUGCGGCCAUGCUUGUAGAGAUAGGGUUUAGCUAGGGAGAAGGACUUGCGAGGAGAAAGAGGGGUGACUAGAGAAGAGAGAGAGGUACAAGAGGAGUUGUCCCCUACCUAGCCUACACAUAUAUAUAUAUAAGCAACAGACACACGCCCUAGGCUUGGUAGGUGCUACUUACAAAAGCAUGAGACCAGGGCAGCACUGUCAAAUAUAACUUAGUAUGUUAUUGUAGACUAUAUAGGUUUGUGCCUUAGAGGGUACAACACACUAGCCUAUAUUGCCUUGUAUCCU